Messenger RNA from Zasmidium cellare ATCC 36951, 2922 nucleotides. RefSeq lists its product as uncharacterized. Gene Ontology annotation, biological process: positive regulation of transcription by RNA polymerase II; DNA-templated transcription. Gene Ontology annotation, molecular function: sequence-specific DNA binding; zinc ion binding; DNA-binding transcription factor activity, RNA polymerase II-specific. The coding region runs from base 1 to 2922 and encodes 973 amino acids. The transcript has 2 exons. NCBI's taxonomy places the organism in Eukaryota, Fungi, Ascomycota, Dothideomycetes, Mycosphaerellales, Mycosphaerellaceae. The record is from RefSeq and is a predicted model, not a curated record. Gene Ontology annotation, cellular component: nucleus.
AUGGAACAUGCUUCACCAGAAGAGUACGACGACCACGCCAGCGACGCUGAGUCGGCCGGCGACGACCACGAUGUCAAGCUCGAGUCCGACGCCUCGCCUGCUGCCACUGGGAGUGCCGUGAGCAAAAAUGCGCCGGCUGUCAAAGCGCAUCUGCAAAAGCGGCGGAGAGUCACCCGCGCGUGUGACGAAUGUCGGAGGAAGAAGAUCAAGUGCGACGGCAAGCAGCCCUGCACACACUGCACGGUCUACAGCUAUGAAUGCACCUAUGAUCAACCAUCCAAUCGACGUAGAAACCCCGCGCCCCAAUAUGUUGAGAAUCUUGAACAUCGAGUGCACCGUGCGGAGUCUUUGCUACACAUCCUGAUCCCAAACCUCGACCUGAAUGAUCCUGGCAUCGACGCAGCGGUUGCUCAAGGUUGGAUCCCUGGCGCACCGGGCAAAGGCCACCCCACAGCUGCACAACCACCAACACCGGCGCGGCCUCCUCCAGCACCAGCAGCCGCAAAUGCAGAAAAGAAGCCUGAUACCAACCUGGAGUCAAUGGUUCGCGCUGUUGCCCAGCUUGACAUGGAUGAGACGGGUCAUUGGGACUACCACGGCCACUCGUCAGGACUGAGCUUUGUAAGAAGGAUGCGAGAGCAAUUGGGCGAUUUGAUGGGUCCAGACACUCAAGCAACUCCAUUUGUGAAGACAAGGCCCAUGUCUCAGGUCCUUGACUCCCCCAAAUCUUCCGCUGGAUCGCCAAUGGGUGGUGACCUGUCUUCUGUGACUGCUCAGGACCUACCUCCAAAGGACAUCGCUCGAACUCUCUGUGGACUUGCUAUCAACGACGCCGCUGCGCUCUUGCGCAUGGUACAUCAACCAACGUUCUGGGCCAGCUUCGAACGCUUGUACAACAUGUCACCUGACCACUACACCAACGAAGACAACACCUUCCUGCCCUUGUUCUACAGCGCACUCGCACUAGGCUCCCUGUUUGGAAAGGAUACUAACGAUGACCAUUUGCAUCGAGAAGGAUACGAAACCGCAAUCCAGCAAGGCUUCUCCUACUUCAAGAUUGCCCGACAGAUGAUGGACAUUGCCGAUUGCAGAGACCUAUCUUCCAUCCAAGCAGUCGUUUUCAUGAUACUGUUCCUACAGUCGUCAGCCAAGAUGUCGCAAUGCUACGCAUAUGUUGGUGUCGCCUUGCGAUCGGCACUUCGGAUGGGAUUGCACCGCGCUGCGGCUGGGAAGUUCGAUCCUGUCGAAGCAGAGACUCGCAAGAGGGUGUUCUGGAUCGUACGGAAGAUGGAUGUCUAUGUUGGCGCAAUGCUUGGACUGCCCCAGACUUUGAGUGACGACGACAUCGACCAGGACUUUCCUGCAGAGGUUGACGAUGAGUACAUCACCAGAGACGGCGUACUGCCAAUGCCGGACGGAGUUGUAUCAUUGAUGACGGCUUUUAACUCCCACACUCGCCUGGUCCAGAUCCUCCAAAAGAUCGUUCGCAAGAUCUAUCCAAUAAAGGUGCAGAGCCCACAGAGUCCUGGGGACAAGUCAUACUCGAUCCCGUUCUCGACCAUUCGCGAAAUCGAAAGCGAUCUGGAGGAAUGGAAGAACAACCUGCCGCCCAUUUUCAGUCCCUGCGAAGCGCCAGCUCGCUACACGAGAAUACAACAGCUCCUCCGCCUCUCGUAUGCCCACGCCCAGGUUCUCUUAUAUCGGCCCUUCUUGCACUUCACUGCAAUGGACAAGAGGUCAAAACCCGUCGAUCAAAGAGCUUACGCCUGUGCUGCAUCUUUCGUCAACGUCUCGCGGAACAUCGUCCACAUCGCUUCUCAGAUGAAUCAAAAAGGUCUUCUCAAUGGUGCUUUUUGGUUCAUCAUGUAUACAAACUUUUUCUCCAUCCUCGCGCUGGUGUAUUUUGCAGCAGAAAAUCCGGACAAUCCCACUACGGAGGCAGUGAUGAAAGACGCCAUUGAGGGCAAGGACGUCCUCGCGGCGCUGGCAACUCGAAGCAUGGCGGCUGAUCGAUGUACGGCGACUCUGAACAUUGUCUUCUCGCGGCUUCCAACAUGGAUGCGGGAGGGCAAGCAAAACCCGGGGAUCACCAAGAAACGGCCAUUUGAUCAGAGUACAGGUGCUUAUCCGCCAGCGCACGUGCAGGCUUCGCGUAGCCACCCUGACGUCUCCAGCGGUGGACAGGAUCUUUUGCAGAGUGGCAAGCGAGCAAAUACGUAUCCCAACGGGCCUAUGGCAGCAACUACGAACGGUACUUCGUCUCCCUUUGAAAGCUCCUGGUCGCAGUCUGCUUCUUCGUAUGGGGGCCCACAGACGCCAACGACAUCAACCUUCGAGACGGCGAGUUAUUCGUCAGCAAAUCAGAGGAGUGUAUCGCAUCCCCAAAGUAAUGGCAUGCCUUCGCAGUAUGCUGUACCGCCGAACUUUGCGAACCCGCAGCUCACGGAUCUGUCGUCGAUGAUGUUUCCAACUGCGGAUGAGCCUUUUGUCUACCCAAACCAACCACUGACGACGUUCGAAAACAAUCAGUACGCCAAACAGAACUCCUAUAUGAACGCCCAGCACCCCUACAAUGGUGCCGAAGCAGCAAGUCCUGCAGGGUCACAAACAAGAGGUCGGGACGAAAAUAUAGAGGCUCAGUUCUUCGCGCUGCCGCCAUACAUCAAGCAGGGUCACCAACAACAGGCGAUCCCACAACACAUGCAUCCCCAAGCACGCGGCAUGGCCUACUCUCAAGCCAUUCCGUACUCCAACGGACAGCCCACGAGCGCCGCGCAGGCAAUGCAGAUGCCCAAUGGCAACUGGGCGGGCCAGCAACAGCCAUACCAGCAGGACAUGUCGAACAUCAACAUUCAAGACCUCUUUGGCGGCACAGAAUGGAAUCCAAUGUUUCAGCACCCUGGAUACCAGGCUCAACGAUGA